Messenger RNA from Phytophthora infestans T30-4, 2043 nucleotides. RefSeq names its product Crinkler (CRN) family protein. Lineage: Eukaryota; Oomycota; Peronosporomycetes; Peronosporales; Peronosporaceae. Bases 20 to 1870 code for a protein of 616 amino acids. The transcript has a single exon. The record is from RefSeq and is a predicted model, not a curated record.
CUUGCCGUCUCGAGAAAAGAUGGUCAAGCUUGUUUGUGCGAUCGUUGGUGUGGCUGGAAGCGCUUUCCCUGUGGACAUCGACGCGAGCCAGCUGGUGGGAGACUUGAAGGAGGUGAUUAAGGCGAAGAAGCCGAAUGACUUCAAAGAUGUUGAUGCAGACAAGCUGCAUCUCUUCCUGGCGAAGCAGCCCGUCGAAGAUGAGAGCGGCAAAGAGGUCGUCCCUGUUUACCGCCCUUCUGCGGAGGAGAUGAAGGAGGAAAAUCUUAAGUGGCUCCCAGACGAACAUCGGGCUGCUCUGAAGCUGGUGGAAGGAGAAUCUGAUGACUACAUCCAUGCGCUGACGGCCGGAGAACCGAUUCUAGGCUCAAAGACCUUAACAACGUGGUUUUACACGAAGAACAACAUGGAGCUUCCAUCCAGUGAGCAAAUUCACGUGCUGGUGGUGGUUCCGGAGCAAGGGUUCUCGGUUCCAACAGUCUCUCAAGACGGUGUAUUCGACCACUGCAUUAAUCCAUUCUUCUUACAAUUCCGGACAGUUGACAAAGUUGGUGAUUGGCUCGAGUUUUCGUCGUUGCUGCCGCUAACGAGACGUCAGAAGCUCUACAUUCGCUCUUCGUACCAAGUGAUCGCCAACCAUGCGCUGUUCAAUCCAAAUGUGGGCAUGGUCAAGUAUGCUGUCGUCACGGGCACGCCUGGGGUUGGAAAGUCGGUGUUCGUCUACUAUGUCCUGUGGAGAUUGAUCAAGGAGAAGAAGCGCGUGCUCCUUUUCGACAACAAUGGGCUCUUUUACUUCGAUGGAUCGACGAUGCUGAUCUGUCUGGCGUUGCCAAGCAAGUUUAAUGAACAGUUUUGGUCGCCUGAUCUGUGGUGCCUUGUUGACUCGAUGGACCCAACAAGUAUCCCUGGGCUUCCCUACCGGCUAUGCUCAGUUCUUCUCGCAAGCACACCGCGACGAGACUGCAUCGGUGAGUUCAAGAAGCAGCCUCCUACUGCCGAUGUUUUCUACAUGCCACUGUGGUCGAAAGAAGAACUGGCGACAAUUGCUCCCAUGUAUCCACAUGCAGCAGCUGUGUGGGAGAAUCGAUUUGAUUGCUUGGGUGGUGUACCUCGCCUAGUGUUGCAAGACAUUGAAACUGACCCACAAGCUUUGCUGAUGUCCGCAUGCAGCAGUUGUUCUCUCGAUGAUUGCAUUAUGUUGGUGUCUAUAUACUCUGAGAUCAACUCGAAGACCAAGAUCGUUCAGACUUUGAUUCACAUCCACAGCCAAGAACCGUAUCGAAAAUACAAAGUCGUAUAUGCAUCAGAUUUGGCGAUGCAGUUGAUUGUUCGAACAAAGUGGCGAUUUGACCGCGCGAAGCUGCAAAGCCUUCUCGGUUCGUCAGAUGGAAACCCGCUAGCACAAUCACUGUGUGGAUACAUCUUUGAGUUUUAUUCUAUGGAUCGGCUGGAGCAGGGUGGGACUUUCGUGUAUCGAGAGCUGUUUUCUGGAAAGAGGAAACGCACUCCAGCUGAUGGUACAAUCGAUAUUCCACGGUCAUCGCAGCCUCGGCAAGUAGCGGAGCGUGUGGAAGUCGGUCAACAUGCAAAGCAGCUAUAUGUGCCUGGGACAUCGAACUAUACUGCUAUUGAUGCGUGGAUGCCGCAGUUCGGUGGAUUCCAGAUGACUGUGGGAAAAACGCAUGACAUCAAGGGCGGGGCGGCGGAUGAUUUGGCGAAACUGGGUCAGAACGGCAAUCGACUCUUCUUUUUGCUUCCACCACUCUACUACAAAACUUUCACCAAGAAGACUCCUCAAACCAUCAAACAGUAUGCAAUCCUUGUUCCGUAUCCCGAGGUGCGUAAUGAAUUGAGUGCUUCAACGCUUCAAUGACAUCAGCUUCUCUUUCAUGGCCUACCAAGAUAUUACCAAAAUAUUACUUCGUGAUCUAUUCGUCAUCGGAAUAACACUCAAUUAAUUUUCAUCCUGAUAAAAAAAGGUUAGUUAUAUACUAAGAUGACGUACUCACUUGAACAAUACCUCGCUAACAAAGAACAUUAAAAAAA